CAUGUCGCUGUCUCUGCUGCUGCUGCUGCUGCUGCUGGGCAGCUCCCAGACAUCUCAUUUUAUGGGAACGGUCAUGACCUUCUACCCAAAAGACCGCAGCCCAGAUGGAUCGGUCACGGUCGUCCUUCGCUAUAAGUUGAACUUCCACGCUUUUGGCGGCGACACGUGGAGGUGCUUCAGGGGGAACUGUGGGAGUCAGAGUUCUUUGACGCUGAACAGAGUGUCCCAGGAGAGCAGCGCAAAGUGGUACCAAGACGAGGGAGUCAUGACUCGGCAGGUUCUCGACAGAGGUGCUUUUCAGCUGUGGUUGAGCGGUGCUGCCUGGAUAAGUAACAGAAAUGGCAUCUCAUCAUGGAGAGCCGUGACACUGGUAGAUCUGAGGAACCGUUCCGACACCAGCAGGGCCAACGCGUCCCCUCAGACCACCAUCCUGCCACUUGUGAGAGUUCCUUCAAACUGUCAGAGAGAUUUCAACCUGUUGGCGUUUGACCCUGACGGAGACGAGGUUCGAUGCAGAUAUGGAAACGCAUCACUGACAGAGUGUAGCCCCUGCACGCCACCGUCUGUCCUCCGCCUCUCACCAUCGUGUACUCUGUCAUUCGGCGCCACCACCAGCAGUGAUGAAGGUCCGUACGCAGUCCAGCUGGUGAUGGAGGACUUUCCCAGACAGACGAUCACCCUGAAUCAAGGCGGAAGCUUCCAGACGAACAUAACUACAAACAACGCUAUCAGCAAAAUACCUGUCCAAUUUGUUCUACAGGUGGAUCCUGCGGUGCCAUCCUGCACAGAGGGACUCUAUCUGCCAGCGUUCCUGCCUCCAACACCGGCCAACAGAGCUCGACUUUACACCCACGUCAAUCAGACCCUGGACAUCAGCAUUAACGCAGCUGCAACUUUCUCCAUGGUCUCUGAGCUGCUGUUCAGCGGGCCGCACAACGUGAACCAGACCAGAUCAGGACCAGGUCAGUUUACCCUGAGCUGGAUGCCGUCUCAGAGCGAGGAGGGAGAGAGCCAACCCAUCUGCUUCAUUGUCCAAGCACUUUCCAAUUCAACAAAGUAUCAUUCUGAGCUGCGAUGUGUCAUCGUAAGUGUUGGAAACGAUCCAUCACCAAGCGCUGAACCAACUUCAGAGGGACCUACGCCAUCAGCGGGACCUACGCCAUCAGUGAGACCUACGCCAUCAGAGGGAUCUACGCCAUUGUCCCAACCAAUUGUCAUUCGCUUGACGGCGAGGAUUUCCUCUGUGGUGGCUCUGACUGAGGAAGACAUCAGGAGUACGGUUGUACAGCAGCUUAAAAACGAACUGGUGAAACUCGGAUUGACACCCAGCGCCAAUGUGACGUUACUGGGGAAUGUGUAACUGGAAACUACAGCCACCGGUGACUCCUGCUGAUUCAGUGUGGUCACUAAUCCACUCGUGCACGAAAUUUGUUAACAAGGAAACAACGGGAGUGAUUAAUUUGUUACACUGGUCUCAGUUGUCUUGAGUUUUUAAUUGCAUAACCUUGUAAGCUUGUAACUGCGGAUUGAUUUAGCUGCUGUUGCCUUUUAGAAUAAACAUUGUUGACUUAUAUUGUUUGUCUUUGAAUCACCCCUAAGACAUAAUAAGACAGCUCGUGGAUGACGAGAGUCACUAAUUUCUUAAUACGGACACUGUGGUCGGGGGGUGUGUUUGCAAAAUCUUCAAAGCUUGUAACUUGAAAAUAAAAUAUUAAAUCGCAGUUUUCUUUUCUCUU
This is a messenger RNA of Limanda limanda (common dab), 1736 nucleotides long. RefSeq lists its product as uncharacterized. The record is from RefSeq and is a predicted model, not a curated record. Bases 2 to 1360 code for a protein of 452 amino acids. The transcript is spliced from 11 exons. NCBI's taxonomy places the organism in Eukaryota, Metazoa, Chordata, Actinopteri, Pleuronectiformes, Pleuronectidae.